AUGCUCGCGCGAGGCGCGCGGGUGGGCCUCGGAGGUCAGUGGGUGGUGGAGCGGCUCAUCGGGCGCGGCGCCUUUGGCGACGUCUUCUGCGCGACGCACGCGGUGAGCGGCGCCGCCUCUGCCGUGAAGGCCGAGGCGGUGGCGAGCCGGCGGCUGCUCCGUGAGGACCAGGCCUACGGAAUGAUCCACAGCGCGUCGGGCGGCGCCGCGGCCGGCUUCCCGCGCGUGCACUGGUGCGGCGAGGGCGAGGGCGUCGGCGGCGCGCGGCUGCGGCUGCUCGUGCUGCAGCGGCUCGGCCCGAGCCUCGAGGAGGCGCGGCGCGCCUUUGGGGGCGCGCUGCCCGUCCGGCUGCUCGCACGCCUCGGGCGCGACAUGCUGCGCAGGCUCGAGUGGGUGCACGCGCAGGGCCUCGUCCACUGCGACGUCAAGCCGGGGAACCUUCUGUGGCCGCCGCCCUGCCGGCGGGGGAUUGUCGGCUCCGCGCGCUUCAGCUCGCUGCCCAACCACGCCCUCGCGCCCCUCGGGCCGAGGGACGACGUCGAGGCGCUCGGUUACACGCUUGCCUUCCUCGGCACGGGGUCCCUGCCGUGGGCGAACGCGGCGCCGCCCUCCCGCGCCGCAGAAGCCGCGAGGAAGGCCGCGGCACCCGCGGCGCCGCCUGCGGAGGAGGAGGCGCAGAGGCAGGCGCGGCAGGCGGAGAAGCGGAGGCGCUUCGAGCGGAUCGGCGAGAUCAAGGCCGCCGCUGCCGAGGACGAGAUCGCCGCCGGGCUGCCGGGCGAGUUUGCCGAGCUGCUGCGCGCGGCGAGGGCGCUGCAGCAGGGCGACACGCCCGACUACGAGGCGCUGCGCCAGCUGCUGCUGCUGCCAGAGGCGAGGGCGGCCACGGCGGCGGGGGCCAGCGUUGGCGCGCAGGGUGGUGCGCGGGCGCGCCGCGUCGCGAUCGCGCAGCGUAGGCCGGCCCCGCCCAUCAGGCGGCGUCGGUUGGAGGCGCGGCGUGGGCCGCGUUUUGUCCCGUGA
Emiliania huxleyi CCMP1516 is the source of this 1017-nucleotide messenger RNA. RefSeq lists its product as hypothetical. Bases 1 to 1017 code for a protein of 338 amino acids. Gene Ontology annotation, molecular function: ATP binding; protein kinase activity. The record is from RefSeq and is a predicted model, not a curated record. The transcript has 3 exons. Gene Ontology annotation, biological process: protein phosphorylation. Lineage: Eukaryota; Haptophyta; Isochrysidales; Noelaerhabdaceae.